Daphnia magna is the source of this 2421-nucleotide messenger RNA. Its product is annotated as glucose dehydrogenase [FAD, quinone]. Bases 520 to 2331 code for a protein of 603 amino acids. Gene Ontology annotation, molecular function: oxidoreductase activity, acting on CH-OH group of donors; flavin adenine dinucleotide binding. The record is from RefSeq and is a predicted model, not a curated record. The transcript has 6 exons. Lineage: Eukaryota; Metazoa; Arthropoda; Branchiopoda; Diplostraca; Daphniidae.
AUUCCAGGUAAAGGAUAUCGUACAAAUAACGGUACUAUGUAACGAGCAAUAUUUCCCAUAGAGAUAAGACAUUUUCUUUCUGAUAAGCCGUUAAUAAGCUAGUGGCUUGUUGAAGUCCUGAAAACAGGUAUUGCAAACACUAGAAGGUAUUUUAUUUAAUGAAAGAAAAAACGCGAAAAUUUACAUGCCACACUGAGAACAGGUUUUCGAGUAUUGUUGAUGUCCCUUUGCCAUGCUGUUUUACAGUCAACUCUCCUACGGUUCGUGAGGGUUCUAGUGCUGCGCGUUCAUUUACCCGAAGAAAAAUUUCAACGAAUGAAGACAAACGAAGAGAAGCCAUCAUGUGAAAUGUUAAUCUAUAACUAAAUGAAAACAGGUUCUUAAGGUCACUUUACCUCCUGUUGUAUUCAACGCCCUUCGGUUCGUGAUGUUUUGGGUUGCCCGAUCUUUUACCAGACUGAACAAAUCGGACGAAACAAACGUAAAGAAUCUGUCGUUGGCUCAGGUUGUCUCCGAAUUAUGUACAAUGCUAAACAAAUCGGAUUGGCUCUAGCAUCGGUUUUGUCUUGGCUUCUAUUCAGUGAUACUCCCAAUGAUCCUGAAGGGUACGUACAGGAUGCCUCGAAUAUUCGAACUGAGUAUGACUUCAUCAUCAUUGGUGCGGGAUCAGCCGGAGCUGUUAUCGCCAAUCGGUUGUCGGAAAAUGCGGAUUGGAACAUUUUACUCUUGGAAGCAGGUGGCGACGAAAGUAUAGUCGGCCAAAUUCCAGCAAACGCAUUUGCUUUGCAGUUGACGAACGUAGACUGGCAGUACGAGACGCAACCGCAAGACAAUGCCUGUCAGAGUUAUAAGGAUAAGCGGUGCAAUUGGCCUCGAGGUAAAAUGCUGGGUGGCAGUUCUUCUAUCAACUCAAUGUUAUACGUUCGUGGAAACAAACGGGAUUAUGAUAAAUGGAAAAACGAUGGAAAUAUCGGAUGGGGCUAUGACGAUGUGUUGCCAUAUUUCCUGAAAUCGGAAGACAACCAAAAUCCAUUUCUUGCCGGAACCAAAUACCAUAGCAAAGGUGGUUUACUGACAGUAGGAGAGUCUGGGUUUCGUACGCCAUUAGGAACCGCAUUCAUCCAGGGUGGAGUUGAAAUGGGAUACGAACACCGUGAUUAUAAUGGGGAAUUCCAAACAGGUUUUGGUUUUGCUCAGGGAACAGUCCGCCGCGGAAGUCGAUGUUCCACGUCCAAGGCAUUUUUGCGUCCGGCGCGCAAUCGGAAAAAUCUUCAUGUCUCAAUGCACUCACGUGUUUCAAAGAUUUUAAUCGAUCCAGACACAAAAGUCGCAACUGGAGUUCGAUUUGAAAAACAUGGACAAAUUUACGUUGUCCAAGCGACUAAAGAAGUUGUUCUUUCGGCUGGAGCAAUAGCAUCUCCACAGAUUUUGAUGCUGAGCGGAGUGGGUCCAGCAGCUCACCUGACAGAGAAAGGCAUUACGCCCAUUUUAGAUCAGCCCUAUGUUGGCGAAAACUUAAACGACCAUGUCGGACUCAUCGGAAUAGUUUUCCUGAUUGAUAAACCGUUUUCUCUUCUAACGACCAGACUUAUGAAUCUUCCAACACUAUUGAAUUAUGCUUUGUUUAGAGGGACACCUCUUUCUAUGAUAAGCGGUGUGGAAGGUCUCGCAUUUGUCAAAUCGAAAUACGCUGAUGACGAUGAUGAUUGGCCUGAUGUACAAUUGCAUUUUGGUCCCGGCAGUGAUAUAUCCGACGAUGGUGCCACGAAUCGGCGCAUCCAUGGUUACACCGAUGAAGUGUGGAACGAAUAUUACAAACCAAUCCUCAACAGAGAUAGCUGGACCAUUUUGCCCUUAUUUCUGCGACCAAAGUCCAGAGGAACCAUUUUGCUCAACUCCAAAGAUCCUUACGACAAACCUCUCAUCAAUCCAAAUUACUUUAGCGACCCAGAUGAUUUAAAAAUCACUGUCGAAUCCGUCAAGAUUGCUUUGGCUCUGAGCAAAACGGAUGCUUUACAAAAACUGGGAUCUAGGUUGUACGAUAAACCUUUCCCCGGAUGCGAAAAUCAACCAUUGUGGACGGAUGCGUAUUGGGAAUGCUGGAUCAAGAGUGCAUCUUUUACUUUGGGUCAUUCGGUUGGCACUUGCAAAAUGGGACCAGACAGUGACCCAACAGCUGUUGUUACUCCGGAAUUGAAAUUUAGAGGCAUCGAAAACCUCCGUGUUGCCGAUACAUCGAUUAUGCCAUCGUUGCCAAGUGGCAACACCAAUGCACCGACGAUUAUGGUUGGAGAAAAAGCGUCCGAUUUGAUCAAAAACACUUGGUUAUAAAGAAUUUUAUUUAACCAAUGCAACAGCAUUUUUUUGUUGUUGGUUAAUUUGAGGUAUUGAAUUAAUAAAUUAAGUCGUCGCUAUUAAUAA